Lachancea lanzarotensis is the source of this 471-nucleotide messenger RNA. RefSeq names its product LALA0S03e08988g1_1 (gene APS1). The transcript has a single exon. Gene Ontology annotation, molecular function: clathrin-cargo adaptor activity. The record is from RefSeq and is a predicted model, not a curated record. NCBI's taxonomy places the organism in Eukaryota, Fungi, Ascomycota, Saccharomycetes, Saccharomycetales, Saccharomycetaceae. Gene Ontology annotation, biological process: intracellular protein transport; vesicle-mediated transport. The coding region runs from base 1 to 471 and encodes 156 amino acids. Gene Ontology annotation, cellular component: AP-1 adaptor complex; intracellular membrane-bounded organelle; membrane coat.
AUGGUCCAAAUAAAAUAUAUGCUUCUGAUCUCGAGACAGGGAAAAAUACGAUUGAUGCGAUGGUUCGAUGCUUUCACCGCUACCGAAAAAAACAAGAUAUGCCGAGAACUCAGUACGACGGUUCUAGCUCGUAAGCUAAAGAUGUGCAAUAUUGUGGAGUACCAGGAUCACAAAGUCGUUUACAGAAGGUAUGCAAGCCUUUAUUUCGUGUGUGGCAUCAGUCCUGAAGCUAGCAACGAGCUCCUGACGUUGGAGAUCAUUCAUCGCUACGUGGAGGCGAUGGACAGCUAUUUUGACAAUGUUUGCGAACUGGAUAUUAUUUUCAAUUUCACAAAGGCUUAUGAUAUACUGAACGAAGUUUUGAUAUGCGAUGGAUCCAUGACUGAAACUAGUAAAACUAGCAUACUCAAAACCGUUGCAUCUAUGGACGCUCUAGAAACCAGCGAUAAUCUGGAUCAAGUCUUAAGUUGA